AUUUGUGGAAAAUUAUUAUAAAGUAUAUUUAUGAAAAAACAUUUAAUUCCAAAUGGAAUUGAACAAAUCAAUAUGAAACCCCAUCCUUAUGAACAGAUAUAUAAUUUAAAAUAAGUAGCCAUACAAACUUUUUUCAAGUUCAUCCAAGUAUAAGUGAUUAAAAAAUACACACAAUGGAACGAUUUGCAAUAAAGAUUGAUAGAAAGCUUAAAGCAAAUUUAUACAAAAUUUGUCGUUUAUGCGGUAUGGAUUAUCCAGAUAUGAUUCCUAUCUUGCCAGAAGAUGGUGCAGAACCACCCCAGGUAGAUCAGGCUGUCGAUGUCGAGAGUGAACCGGAGAUGUCUCAGAAAAUAAAUGUACUUAUUGGAUUGCUGAUAACAAAGGACGAUCGUAUGCCACAGACCAUGUGUAGUUUAUGUGUCGACAAAAUUAACGAUUUCUACGAGUUCCGUGAAAUGUGUUAUGCCACAAACGCUCAGACAAGAAAAUUGUUGGGUCUUAAAACUAUUGUAAAAAAGCCUGUCAUUGAACCAAAACCUAAAAUAGAAGUUAAAGAAGAGGCACCAAUAGUACCUCCUUCCAUGCCCAACAAACUUCUCAAUCGUAAACGGAAAGCGGAAAUGGUGGUAGAACCACCACCUGCAAUUCUGCCCAAAAAGGAAACAGCUCCACCGGUAGUCAGCAACAAAAAGUUACGUUUGGCAGCUCUGCCUCUUGCUAAAGAUGUCCCCACAAAGAAGACAAAAUUUAAGGCAAAAGAAGUUGCUAAAGAAACUAAGGAAGAAGAAAAUGAAGUUGCUGUCAAAGAAGAGUGCCGCGAAGUUCUCACAAGGAAGUUGAGAAUUUUGAAAGAGAGAGAGAAGGAGGCCAAGAUUGUGGUAGUAAAAGACGAAGCAAAAGAAACUGCACUUAAGGAUGAAAACAAAGAAACGGUUUCUAAAAAAGAAGGUAAAGAUAAGCUUAAAAGAGAAAGCAAAGAACUAGCAGCUCUUAAAAAGGAUAUCAAAGAUAUUGUGGAUUUACCUCCAAGAAAAGAAGCCAAGGAUUUAAUGCUUAAGAAGGAUGGCAAAGAGGUAGUGCCUAAAAAAGAUGCUAAGGAGUUAACAUCUAAAAAAGAUGGUAAAGAUUUUGCGUCUAAAAAAGAUGGUAAAGAUUUAUCAUCUAAAAAAGAUGGUAAAACAGAGUUCCCAUCUAAAAAAGAUGGAAAAGAUGUAUCUUCUAAGGAUGAGGGAAAGAGAGUUACAUUUAAAGAUGACAUUAAAAAAAUAUCAUCAAAAAAAGACAACAAAGAGAUUUUAGCGAAGAAGGGAAAACACAAAAACAAAGAGGACGCCAAUGAGGCACCAGCCGUAAAAGAUGAAAUCAAGGAAGAAAUUAAAGAAGAAUCCAUAACAGCAGGUCCAUCAGUAGUAAAUCCGGCGGCAACCGCAGGAAGUAUAGUCCUAAAACUAAAACACGGCUGUACCAUAUGUACAGAACGAUUUGGCUCUAAGGGAAAGCUAGAAGCACACGUUCGUCUACAUCAUAUACCAAAGGUCGAGCGUUAUGUUUGUUCUGCUUGUAACGAGACUAUAUCCAAGAGCUUUGAUAUUAAGAACCAUCAACUUUGGCAUAAAUUGUCAAAGACACCAUAUGUUUGUGGUCUAUGUGGAGAGUCCAUUGUCAGUACAUAUGCGUAUGCUCGACAUUUACAGAGCCAUAGCUUUGAAACUCCGCCUGCAUUAAUGGUACUAGAUCGAGAAUGUCCACAAUGUCAUAUCCAAUAUGAAACAAAUUUCCUGUACAAUACACACCCAUGUGCUGUUAAAACAAGACGUUGUGCUGGAUGCAAUCGUUUGCAACGUUCUGAAACUGAAUACGUUAAACAUUCCGCAAUCUGUGCAAAAGUGUAUCUCAACUACUCGAAACAUGUUGCUCCGGGUGUAGAGGCUCAAGAGGAUGCUGUUCGAAUCAAAAAUGAAAACGAGGUAGAAGCAGCUGCUGAAGAAAUGGCUCGGCUGACAGGUCUGCCAUUGGAUAUGUCGCCAGUUGUUCAUUUAACCCGUCUGUCCUCUCCCAUUAUAAUGGCAGCAAAUCAGUGUGUAUCCAUACCUGGUCUUGAUGAUUCACCAACAACAUCGGGUAAGCGAUCUGGCAAGAAAGGUGUGUCCAAAAAAGAACUAAAACGGGUAGAUGAGCUCUUGAAAUCCACUUUGGAUGCAUUAGUUAGUAUUAAACAUGAACCAGAAGUUCAUGUUGAGCCCGAAACCCAGCCUGCGGAGGGUGAAGCCAGUGAUAACGAAACAAGCGAUGCAGAACGGAAUAUGGACCACAGUUUCCAAGAAGACUAUCACCAUAACGAGGACAGUGAACAAGAUGAUGAGGCAGAGGUAAAUAAAAAAGUUACCAACGAUAAGCAGCACGAAUGUGUGAAGAUAAAACAGGAGGCAGAUGAUAACAUGGACACUUCGGAAAUAAACGAACCGGCGAAUAAAACUUCUGGCUUUGGAUUGAAGUUAAAGAUAAGAAAAGAGCAUGGUCAACUUAAUUCGUCAAUAAUUGAACAGCAGACCGUGGAGAAGAAGGCGGAAAAACGAAAGAAGAAAAAGAAACACAAAGACAAAGAAAAAGAUAAACUGUCGAAAUCCCACAAAGAGCACCAAGAAGAACACAAUUCUCGCGACUCUUUCAAUACCUUACAAAAUGAAGAUAUUGCCCCUGCCGCACACUCUGCAGCCGGCAUUGCGGCUGCUGUUGACAGUGACAAAACUGAUGCAACAGUACAAAUUAAGACAGAGCCUGUCGAAAAUAUGGACACAGAUGAAACUUUGGCUAAUUCUGCACAAACCAGACCACAACCAGAGGCUACAAUAAUGACAUCAAUACCAAUGAUGCAAUUGCAAAUAUCCUGCAUUUCCGAGGGUGUUGAAUUUAAUGGUGCGAACACAAGCACCGAAGCGGCAGUCGACGAGCAGGCUAAUUGUGUAACAAACAACCAUAGCAUUUCCGAUGACCACGAAGAAGAUGUAAAGCCUAACCGCGAAGAAUUAGACAGAAUGUUGAAUAUUUCCCACGUAUCCAGUGGCGUGGAAAUGGACGCAACUUUAAAAAUCUCCAAUAUUUCCAGUGGUAUUGAAAUGGAAACAGAUCCAAACGAAGCAGAGACACCUAUGGACUAUAACGAAGAAGAAGAGCAGGACAAUCAAACGCAACCGACAUCACCUAAUGAGAAUCAAAGCGAACAGCGACCCAGUAUGAAAAACAAACAAAAAACAACUAAAACAAAACCCAUUCAAAAAGUCACCUUGAAGACGCCUGCGGUUAAAAGUCGAAACAAAGCUUGCAAGUCCACUGCCAAGCCUAGUGCUGUACCGCCGUCGACAUCGACAACACCAACACCAAUACCAACGCCGACAUCACUUCCUGUUCUUCAAAUCUCAGCUGUUCAAAGUGGUGUUACAUUGCCGCCAACAGCAGAACCGGAUCAAAGUGAUUUUAUACCGAUGUUUAUUAAACCAGAACCUCAAAAUCGAGGAUAUUCCGAUGAAACCACAUCGACACAGCCCCAUGCAUCUCCAAGAACAGCCGCAUCUUCUACACCUUCGCCAUCUCAUUCGCGCUCGCCCUCACCUUCGCAUUCACACUCGCGUUCACCAUACCCAUCGCCAUCGCCAUCGCCAACACCAACAGAGCCUGAGGAAACUACAGCUUCACAGCAAUUUACUGCCGAGGAGCAAGCCUAUAUAUCUACAAUAGAUUUUAACAACAUUACAAUUAAGCAGGAGAAGGAUCUGGAAAUCAACGAUAUUCAAGUGCCAGCAAAGAAACCACGAUCACGAAAUUAUUCCGUCAAUGGAAUUAAGAAGCGCAAAAUCCAUCACGAUCACAGCAAAGAUGAUGACGCCAAGAAGGUGGCAGCAGCGGUGGCUACAGAAAAUGAUAAGGACAUGGUAGCCGCCGCUCCAGAUGAAAAUGAUGAGGAGCCAGAUGAGGAAGAGGAGGAGGAGGAAGAGAAGGAGGCUGCAGCAUCUGCUGACGAAGAAGAAGCAUCUGCUCAAGAAGAAGAUGAACCCGAAGAAGCAAGUGAAGAGGAAGAGGAAGAGGAGGAAGAAGAAGAAGAGGACGAGGAAGAAGAUGAACUUGAGGGUGCUGAAGAGGAGGAAGAAGAACGAGAAUACAGAGAGCUAGAAUAUCCCCCAGAAUUAGGAGAGACACCAGAAGAACCGAUGGAAGCAGAUGCUGAAGAAGACGAUACAGAAGCAAGUGAAAUGGAAACAAAUGAUGAGGCCGAAGAGGCCGACGAUAAUAAUCUUCAGGAAACUGAGGAAACUAAAUCACCUAAUACUCCCGAAGACCCAAAUAGUAGCGAUACUAAUAAAACAACAUGCGAUAACGAAGAGGUUGCACUCCAUCGAAAUAAUGAAACAAAAACAGAUGAUGAAUCGGGGCAAGUAUCUACGACAUUACCCGCUUUUGUUAUAGCCAGUGUUAGCAGCAAUGUGUCCGAAUGUACACCCACACAGGAAUCAAAACCACUUCAGGAUGACACCUCAGUAGACAGCAAAGAAACAAUGAGGGAGCAGGUACUUGCAUUUAAUACCAGUGUAGAUAGUAUAGCCCCCAUAUUGCCUGGCGUCGAAGUAGACAGUAAAGAAACAGUGAGGAAGCAGGUACUUGCAUUUAAUACCAGUGUAGAUAGUAUAGCCCCCAAAUUGCCUGGAGUAGAAGGAGAGGAAACUUUAGCAAGUCGUAUAAAAGAAGAGUGCGAUGACGUAUCGAAUACUUCAUUAACAGCAACAACAGUUUAUCAUCAAUUGCCAGAGGAAACUGCACAAAUAAGUUCUUUAACAGAGCCUCUGUCUAGCAGCUCGGUGCCUGAACAAGAAUCGCUACAAAAUAUUACAAGUGUUUCACAAAUACCAGUAUUACAAAUCACUUCCAUAACAUCGGCACUUCAGGAUUUAGACAAAACGACAGAAUCUUUGCAUGCGGAUGCAGAAUCGAACAUUACUUGGGGCCCCGAAAAAAAGGGUGUAGCAGCUACAGUCGAAGAGUCGGACUCAACUCUUAAACCCAUUGAGUCAGAAAUGCAGACCAGCGGUGGGUCUGCCAGCCCAAGUGCAUUAGUAUUGCCUUCUAUGGAAAUAACUCCUUUAGAUCGUGGAGUAAUUACACAUGAAACUAACGCCCUUGAUCCCUCAUCAGUUCCUGGAUGUUUAGAUGCAGUAACUAAUGAAAUACCCAAACAUGAUGAACCAGCGCUUAUGCCUCAGUCUGAUGUCAUAGCUAUGGAGACAGCGAAUACAUCAGAAACUUUAAAUCUAGCGGCAGACGAUUCCAAUAAACAAAUUUUGGAGAGCAAUUCUACUCAAAGUGUAGAAGCUAAUUCAAGUGAAACUGCUCUUACACAUCAGCUAUCAGAAAUAUGCACAGGCCAUCCAAUGACAAAUCAAUUCAAUGCAAUAGAGACAAUGGAAAGUCAAAAAACAAUCUCACACGAGCCCCAAAGCACUGUCGACAAUGAAAUCAAUUCCGAAACCCAAAUUCCCAUAAAUACAUUAGACCAAAGUAUGCGGGAAGUUGAACAACAUCAACCAGUGAGUGCUGAUGGGACACCACCAAACGAAAUGAUAUGCAAUCUUGCCCCUAGUGAAAAUGCUAUCGAUGAAAAUGAAAUAUUUGGAACUAUAACGGGGGUUGUAAAACAAGCAUCCGAAAUAGAUUCACAAGCCCAGCCUAUUUUCGAGUCAUUGCAAGACAAUUCAACGACAGAACAGCCCAUGACGUCUUCUAUGGCAGACAAUGACAACAAUGAAGAAUAUGAUGAGAACGGUGAAGAAAACGAAGAUGAAGACGAUAACGAUGAAGUGGACAUGAACGCUGAGCACGAUGGCGCAGAUGAAGAUGCCGAAGAAGAAGAUGAAGAUUACGCUGAGUCCGAGGAUAAUACAAAUCCAAAUAUAGAAGAAUUGCAAAAUAAGCAAAAUCUAGAACAACAACUUUCUACACAAGUAACCACAGUCAGACCUGCAGCCUUAGCUUUGCAUCCCUAUCUGGAGGAUAUUUCAUCCAGCAGCAAUAGUUUUUUAAGUAACACAUUAUCACAAACACCACCACCGCCGUUAGGCAACAGUAACUGCCCCAACAGCCAACAGCAGUUGUCACACAGAACACAGCAAAAUGAAGAGACUGAAAAUAUUUUAAAUGAAUCAAAUGAUAUGCUUGGUGCCACGCUACGUGCAGGAGGAGGACCUUCGUCGUCGUCCUCUUCGUCCCAUCUGGUGACGACGACACCGACGUCGACGUCAACGACACAUAGAUUACCCUUUAAUUUUGAUAAUAUCAAUGAAAUUGCCGAAAACAACAAUAAUGCAAAUAUCGAAAGGGAACAGUUGCAAGAUGAUCAGCACUAUCACCAUCAUCAACAGCAGCAGCAACAGCAACAACAACACUUAUUAAGACAACACCAAGAAAUGUCGCCAGACGAUGUGACAUAAAGCAAUACACCACAUAUACCUAUACCCAGCCCAGCAGCCAUAGACUCGUUUGUCUGUAACAACCCUUAACAAAGAAAACAAAGCAAAACACUUUUUUAUAUACAAAGAAAAGUAUGAUUAUAUAUAUUUUUUAUUGAAGUCAUAUGGAUUAUACACCAAACACAUUGGCUGAAAGUCCUGGACCUAGUAAGCACAAAAAAGUCCUGGACCUAGCAAACACACUUCACCAUAAAAUGAAAGGUAGACAAUCGUAGUCAUUCCUCCUUUUUAACCCCAUGAUUUGUAUAUCUAAAACCCUGAUUUAUUGCGACACAUUAACAUUCUAAGGCGCUCUAGAUAUGUCUGUUUGAAUGCUACUGCUUUUAAAAACAAAUCUAUAGAGCUCCAACAUGGUACAGAUCAAAGUUUUCCCUGUAUGAUGUUGGAAUCUAUCGGACUAUAACUUUAUAUAGCUGCAAUAUAUAUCUAUUUUAUAUCUUGAGUGCACCGAAAGCAACUUUUUUCAAUCGUUUGUAUAUGGACCGAUAAGUUGCACACACUGUGCAUCCUACUUUCUACGCCAAAUGUUCAUGUAUUUAUUUAACUCCCGUAUUGGCUGAUCACCGGUUUUGUUCAAUUUUCGGCCUGUACAUGUAUGUAUUCCGAUAUAGGUACCAUUAGCAUAGAUUUCCCACAUUUUCUCAUUUUUUUGGUACAGUAAGGCAAUUUUGCGUAAAUUUAUGUUUAUAGCUAUCAAAAUCUAUGAUAGAAAUGCAAUGCUUUUUGAUCAAUGAGGCAAACUCUUUGAAUACCAAAGGCAGAAACUUGGUGUCACAUUUGACAACCGUUGUAGGUUCUCAACUCAUGCUGCUAUAAUUUGCGAAAAAUGUAGAAUUCAAGAUAAAGUCCUGAAGUCAUUUGCCCAAAAGCGCGGGGAUUGCUGACAAAAAUCUUGUUGACAGCACAUAAAACAUUUAGUCGGUCAGCAGAGAAAUAUGCAAUUAGUCGGUCAGUAGGGAAAUAGGUCUGAGCAGUAUCGCAGCAGCCAGCACCAAAAACCAGAAAUGUCAGGUUGGAUUAUCAUAAUGUAGACAAUCCCAUGGCAGCCGGUUGCAAGUACCGGAUUGAUCCGAUGGAGUCCUUCAUCGGCAAGGGCUGCAGCCUCAGUGUACAACUUACUGCUACAACAACAGCAACCAUAAUGUAAAGUGCUACAAAAUUUAGCAAACUGCGUUAAUUUCUCUUACGAGAUGAGCUUUAUGAUCGAAAAUUUAUUUUUAUACCCUCCACCAUAGGAUGGGAGUAUAAUAAUUUCAGCAUUCCUCUAAAUAUGCGUCUAAGACCCUAUUAAGUAUAUAUAUUCUUGAUCGUCAUGACAUUUUAAGUCGAUCUAGCCAUGUCCGUCCGUCUGUCUGUCAAAGGCACGCUAACUUUCGAAGGAGUAAAGCGCUUGAAAUUUUGCACAAAUGCUUCUUAUAAGUGUAGGUUGGUUGGGAUUGUAAAUGAGCCAAAUCAGUCCAUGUUUUGAUAUGGCCGCCAUAUAAACCGAUCUUGGGUAUUAAAUUCUUGAGCCUAAAGAGGGCGCAAUUCGUAUCCGAUUUGACUGAAAUUUUACACGUGGUGUUUUGGUACCACUUUCAACAGUUGUGGUACGUAAAAUUCAAAUCGGUUCAUAACCUGAUAUAGCUGCCAUAUAAACGGAUCUCCUGAUUAGACUUCUUGAGCUUCUAGAGGGAGCAAUUCGUAUCCGAUUUGGCUGAAAUUUUGCACAUAUCUUUAAGGAAUGACAUCCAACAGCUGUGCCAAGUAUAGCCUAAAUCUGUCCAUAACCUGAUAUAGCCGCCAUGUAAACCAAUUUUCUUGUGAGCUUCUAGAAGGCGCAAUUAUAAACCAAUUUGGUUGAAAUUUUCCAUGUGUCGUCUUGGUACGACUUCCUACAACUCUGAAGUUUAUUAAUUUUUGAGUGCCAAGAAAACACAUAUUUAAAAAUGUUCGAAAUUCCAAUUAGCUCUAAUAUUUGCUCAAAUUAGAGGCUUUACCAACAAAAGUGGCUAGAACAUUGAGGUCCGAUCUGCGAGCUACCACAGGUUGCGGAUAGUGGAAUGCUCCAAACGGAGUAGCGGCAACGGCAGUAUCGGACAAACAGUGGUAUCGAGCGGAGAGUCUCAGUGAGAGGCCGAGCGGCACCGACUCUUGCACAAAUACUGAGUGCCCAUGAUGCUCGAUAUGACAAGGCAGGUUAUUGGCGACUUUAAAUAACCAAUGGCUUCCCUAUUCGCGCGGCGAUCGGUACUUUGGAUCGGAACGAGCUUGCUCACCUACAGGAGCCUGACGAGGAUCGCUACCUUCACAUGAAAAUUUGGCUACAACAACAAAAACCACCAAGAUGGCAGAUUUAAUUAGUUUUCAUAAGGUCAUUGUAGCCAUAGAUAGCUACCAAGUGACUGCUAACAAAUGGCUCAGAUAGAAAGAUUGUGAUUAGAGCUCAAUCACCGCAAGGACGAGUUGCGUACCCCUUUUUGGCUCUAGGAUAUCUGUCGGAUUUUCAGGUCAUUUGAACUGAACAGUUAAAGUUUGUUGGCUACGAGCAUAACGUUGUCAUCAUGGUGUGUGGCCAUUCAGAGUGCUUAUAGUAUGCUGCCAAAAUACUAGGUAACUUGUUAUGUUAAAAAGACCUCUCCUAGAAGUGAUGGGGCUGCCUCUCUCCCUUCUGAAUGUCCUGAAAACCCAUUGCAAUGUCAGGACGUUGACCUUGCGGUGGUAAAAAGGCGGUCAUAAGCUUGAUUUGUGGGGAGGAGGAGGAGUCAUAGACGGUUGAGCACCUAUUGUGAGAUUGCCUGCAAUUGCGAAAGUAGAUGCAGGAUUAUGACUACACAAAAACCUAAUUUCCUGUCUAAAUUGUCUUCAUAUGCAAUAGUCCUUUUGCCAUUUUGGACUACUUUAGCUUUAAAUUGCACAUUGGAGGGAGCUUUUCCAGACCCCCUGGCCGUUUUAUCAUCUAUGUUGGCUCCUAAUCUCCUUCAUAUUAAUGUUUGGCAUUGUACUGACGUAAAUUUUACCAGUGUUCUUCUGCAUUUUUUGAAUCUUUCGGGGGUGACAAAAUGGUGCUAAGUUCCCUGAGUGACACUGAUAUUGAAUGAGGCUGCUAGACGCGUAACAUAACAUAACAGCAGCAAACACAAUUUAUAAAAUAAUUGUUUUAAAGUUUAUAUUUUUGAACGGCGAAUUCAAAAAUAAGUUGACAUAUCAAAUUCUGUCAGCUGAGAUGCCACCGGAUAAAUACGCUUUGGGUUGUACAAUCCCGAAAUAUAUAACAGGCAACCCUCAUAUUUCCUUUUCCGUGAAGAAAACUAUGACGUAAUGGACGAUAUGGGUUUUCGGCAGUCUUUUUUUCCAAUAUGUGUCUCUUUCGUUUUUUUUUUGCUGUAGCAUUAAUGUUGAAUUUUUUCUGUUAUUUUAAUCCUCUUUGCAAAUAGUAGAUAAUAAUCGAUUAAUGGUGAUGUGCACUAUAUAGUACUUCAAAUAAAUCUCAGCAAUUAUUGGCAGCGUUUUAGAACAAUAAAAUGCAAAUCACGAUUAAUCGGUUCUUAUUGCCUGAUAUCGAUAACUUACCAGUGCAAUUUUGCUCUGGUAUUCUAUCCAGAACAUCUGACUUGCACUGGAUGGGACUAAAACAAAACACAGCAGUUAGCCAUCAUCCGUGGCCCUACAACAAUGUUUAAACCUAGCAUACUUUUUUGCUGCAACGUAGUUUCGCGUUAUACGUUGCGGAGCUUCACAGUGUUUUGCUUCAUCAGGGAUUUUUCAACCACGCCCAUAUUUUUCGUUUUCAAUUUCAAUGCGCGUGAACUAUAUUUUUUACCUUCAAUAGCAUAUUUAGAAACCGUUGCGUCAUUUAUAAAAAGUGAUUACCUACUUAUCUAUCGUUGAUUGGGAAGUACUUUUCACAUUAGAAUCAGUUUCUUCUCUUUUCACAAUGAACUAUUGGCAGUGUUAUAGUAUAUUCAACGAUAAUAAAUAUAUUGUCAUAAGCUUUAAGCAGCUUUCCUUUGAAGUUUAGUAUUUGUUUUUAGUUCUGUGUGUUAAGACCAGGAUUUUUCAGUCCAUGUGUUACUUUAUACGUAUAGGCACAUGCAUUACUAGAAUUAGUAACUGAAAUAACCCAGCAAAUCCGAGCAUACUCACCUAUUUUUGGAUAUUUUGUAAAUUAUUACCCAAACCCCCAAAAAUUACACACGCUUUCCCCAUAAAAUUUGUAUGUAUAAGCUAUUUAUAUAAAAACCCCGUCCUCAAAUCACCCCAUUCCCAAUGUCCAAAGAAAAAUUAAAUUAUAAAUCAUUAAUUUCGUAAAAACGAAUUCCCACACACAUGUCCCUGCCCUCUUCAUUAUAUUGCCCUUGCGUGCGUGCAAAAGAAAAUCUCAUUUCCAGAUCCGAUAAAGCGUUUAUAUUGUAUAGUUUGUAAUAAUUUUGUAUUUUUCGUUUUUAGUUUUUAUUUUAAAAAACGUCGUUUUAAAUUUGUCUAUUUUUAAUAUUUGUCCCCCUAGUAAAUAAGUUAACUUCAUUUCAUUUUUUAAAUGAAUUCAGAACAAAACGAAUAUAUAUUUGUGUCGUCUAAAAUAAUUUAAUUGUAAUUUGCAUUCGUAUCUAAUUUAAUUUAAUUUGUCUAUAAGCGAAACUAAUCUUUUUUUUCACAAAAAAGAUAUUUGUUCAUAGAAAAUAAUAACAAAAAAAAAAAAAAAUAAACAAAAAAUUAAUAUUUGUUAAUAGAAAUUAACCGCUCGUAAGAAAAUGUAGAAUGUAAUACAGAUAACGAUAAACACGAACGAUGAUAAUAUAUAAAAAUAUAUAAGGAUUCGGCUUAAAUUUUAAACAAAACAAA
Molecule: messenger RNA, 11336 nt
Organism: Stomoxys calcitrans (stable fly)
Lineage: Eukaryota; Metazoa; Arthropoda; Insecta; Diptera; Muscidae
Exons: 6
Coding region: 174-6476 (2100 amino acids)
Biological process (GO): regulation of transcription by RNA polymerase II
Cellular component (GO): nucleus
Molecular function (GO): DNA-binding transcription factor activity, RNA polymerase II-specific; RNA polymerase II transcription regulatory region sequence-specific DNA binding; zinc ion binding
Source: RefSeq, a predicted model, not a curated record